This is a messenger RNA of Paramecium pentaurelia, 444 nucleotides long. The record is from the annotation of a GenBank genome assembly. Lineage: Eukaryota; Ciliophora; Oligohymenophorea; Peniculida; Parameciidae.
AUGAAACGAUGUUAAUCAUCUAUUACUAUCAAUAAUCAUUCAUAAAAACAAACAAUCAAAUUAAAAUCUACCUCAUAAUAUUACUUAAAUCCAUGCCUAUAACCCUUACAAUAAACACUUAAAAAAUACUAAAAUUUUAGUUUAAUUUAUCUAAAUAAAAAGGAUUUCUUUUACCCAUAUUGUCAUAAAAGAUUAACUCUUUUUGGAAACUCUAAUAAUUCUUCUAUCUAAAAUCUAAACAAAGAAAAUAAUCUUAUCCUUUCCAAAAAUAAACCAUAUAUUCCUCCUUUAUUACUUAAGAACAAUUUUUCAAAUUGCCAAAAGAUUUCGAAUCAAUAUAAUACUGAUAGAAUUUAUAAGAAAUUGACUCAUAGAAGUAUAAAAAGCUUACUUACCGAAUCAAAUUAUUCAAAGUAUACUUCUCGUUAAUUAUAAUAAAAUUGA